AUGGGGAAAUCUACAACAAACUAUGUUAAAGAUAAACAUAGUUCUGAUAACUAUGUCAGGAUUAACAAGCCCUUCUCUAGUUCUGAUAACUAUGUCAGGAUUAACAAGCCCUUCUCUAGUUCUGGUAACUAUGUCAGGAUUAACAAGCCCUUCUCUAGUUCUGGUAACUAUGUCAGGAUUAACAGUCCCUUCUCUAGUUCUGAUAACUUUGUCAGGAUUAACAGUCCCUUCUCUAGUUCUGGUAACUAUGUCAGGAUUAACAAGUCCUUCUCUAGUUCUGAUAACUUUGUCAGGAUUUACAGGCCCUGCUCUAGUUCUGAUAACUAUGUCAGGAUUAACAGUCCCUUCUCUAGUUCUGGCAACUAUGUCAGGAUUAACAGGCCCUGCUCUAGUUCUGGUAACUAUGUCGGGAAUAACAGUCCCUUCUCUAGUUCUGGUAACUAUGUCAUGAUUAACAAGCCCUGCGCUAGUUCUGGUAACUAUGUCAGGAUUAACAAGUCCUUCUCUAGUUCUGAUAACUUUGUCAGGAUUUACAGGCCCUGUUCUAGUUCUGAUAACUAUGUCAGGAUUAACAGUCCCUUCUCUAGUUCUGGUAACUAUGUCAGGAUUAACAGGCCCUGCUCUAGUUCUGAUAACUAUGUCAGGAUUAACAGUCCCUUCUCUAGUUGUGGUAACUAUGUCAGGAUUAACAAGUCCUUCUCUAGUUCUGGUAACUAUGUCAGGAUUAACAAGCCCUGCUCUAGUUCUGGUAACUAUGUCAGGAUUAACAGGCCCUGCUCUAGUUCUGGUAACUAUGUCGGGAAUAACAGUCCCUUCUCUAGUUCUGGUAACUAUGUCAUGAUUAACAAGCCCUGCGCUAGUUCUGCAAACGUCAAGGCUAACAAUAGAAAACGUCAGCCUCAACAGCAUCAAACGUCAACGUUAACACCAGCAAACGUCAGCCUCAAAGGCAGCAAAUGUCAGCCUCAACAGCAUCAAACGUCAGCUUCAACAGCAGGAAACGUUAGUCUCAACAGCAUCAAACGUCAGCCUCAACAGCAGCAAACAUCAGCCUCAAAGGCAGCAAACAUCAACCUCAAAGGCAGCAAACAUCAGCCUCAAAGGCAGCAAAUGUCAGCCUCAACAGCAGCAAACGUCAGUCUCAACAGCAACAAACGUCAGCCUCAACAGCAGCAAACGUCAGCCUCAACAGCAGCAAACGUCAGCCUCAAGAACAGCAAAUGUCAGCUUCAACAGCAGCAAACGUCAGCUUCAACACCAGCAAACGUCAGCUUCAACACCAGCAAACUUCAGCCUCAACAGCAGCAAACGUCAGCGUCAACAACAGAAAAUACCAAGUGCAACAGCAAAAUAAAUGUCAGUCAACAACAGAAAACGCAACGUGCAACAGCAGAAAAAGUCAGCGUCAACAACAGAAAACGUCACCUGCAACCACAGAAAAUGCAAUGUGCGACAGCAGAAAAAGUCAGUCAACAACAGAAAACGUCAGCGCCAACAACAGAAAACAUCAGCGCCAACAGAAAAUGCAAUGUGCAACAGCAGAAAAAGUCAGUCAACAACAGAAAACGUCAGCGCCAACAACAGAAAACGCAACGUGCAACAGCAGAAAACGCAACGUGCAACAGCAGAAAACGCAACGUGCAACAACAGAAAAGGCCAAGAUCAACACAAGCAAGCGAGUAG
Molecule: messenger RNA, 1683 nt
Organism: Ylistrum balloti
Lineage: Eukaryota; Metazoa; Mollusca; Bivalvia; Pectinida; Pectinidae
Product: GATA zinc finger domain-containing protein 7-like
Exons: 3
Coding region: 1-1683 (560 amino acids)
Source: RefSeq, a predicted model, not a curated record